AGCCGCAGACAGCCGGACCACUCUCUCUUCUACCUGGGGCCAUGGGCUGCGCGCGCGCGCCGGGGGCUCGGCCACCACCAACGCCCCCAAUGCUGCUGCUGCUGCUGUCGCAGCUGCUGAUGUCCCCGACCGUGCGGGGUGACUGCGGCCCACCUCCAGAAAUACCCAAUGCCAUGACAGAAGUGGAUAAAGGCAGCACUUUUCCAGAGAACAGCUUUGUGACAUAUUCAUGCAUUAAAGGCUUUCAAAAAAUUCCAGACAAGGAAAACACAGCGUUCUGCCUUAAAAACGGUGUAUGGUCUAGCCUCGAAACAUUCUGUAAUAAAAGCUGUGAUGCUCCAACAAGGAUAUCUUUUGCAUCCCUCAAAAAAGAAUAUAUCAACAUGAAUUAUUUCCCAGUUGGUAGCACUGUGGAGUAUGAGUGUCGGCCAGGAUUUCAAAGACAACCUUUACUAUCAGGCAAAUCAACUUGCCAGGAGAAUUUAGAAUGGUCCAAAGUUGCUGAAAUUUGUAGAAAAAAAUCAUGUCCUAAUCCUGGAGAAAUAAAAAAUGGUCAUAUCAACAUAACAACCGACAUAUUAUUUGGUUCAGAAAUAUUCUUCUCAUGUGACACAGGGUACAGGCUAGUUGGUGUAUCCUCUGUCUACUGUUUUCUUAUGGAUAAUACCGUUGGCUGGAGUGACCCAUUUCCAAUAUGCACAGAAAUUUUGUGUUCAGAGCCACCAAAAAUUGACAAUGGAGCUAUCCGAGUGGAGAGUGACACUUAUGCAUAUAGACAUGUUGUCACCUAUGUUUGUGCCAAAGGCUUCAUCCUGGUUGGAAAGAGUUCCAUUUAUUGCACUGUGAACAAUGGCCAAGGAGAAUGGAGUGACCAGGCACCUCAGUGUAUAGAGAAAUCCAAGAUCCCAACAACUCCGAAAACAACAGUUAAUGUUCCAAGUACAAGAAUUCCAUUAACAUCUCAGAAACCCACCACAGCUAAAGUUCCAGCAACGCAGCAUGUACCUGCUACCAAGACAACCACACAUCAUCCCACAAGAACAUCUAAAGAGAACGAAAGGUCUACCUCAGAUGGUGGCCAUCUUAUAUAUGGCCAUACAUGUUUAAUAACCUUGACAGUUUUGCAUGCGAUGCUAUUACUCAUUGGCUAGUUGACUUAGCCAAAGAAGAGUAAAGAAGAGAAUAUAUACAACCACAGAGAAUACUUCUAGUUUGGUAGAAUGUCCAGGAGGAAUGGAUACAAUAAAUUGAAUAGUGUUCUUUGUUUGGCAUGCUAUCAUUGUCUUUAGGCUACGUUAGGAACCUUAACAAAACAAGAAGAAAGAUUGUAUGGAACUGUAUUCUCAAUGCACAUAAGUCACUCAAAAAUAUUUCAAAAUUAGAAAAUUCAUAACACUUUUCUGAAAGUGUGGGAAAAUGUACAGAUUUUUUUCCAUGCUUAGAGUUUGGAGAAAGGGAAAUCAAUAUUUCUUAUGCUAGAUCUAGCAUGUUAUUCUAGCUAACAAUGAAAUAAGGAAGCUAGAAAAACUAAUUAGAUUGCUAAGUAGAACAAAGACCCCAAACUAAAUCCCCUUCCCUCUAUGUAAAAUUGCCACAGAGAUGGAACAUCCUAAUUUAACCCUGGACCUGAAGGUGUUUUCAUUUGUACUUUCCGUGAAAAUGAGUUGGCAAAAUAUUAUAAAAGAAGAGCGUACUAACAAACCAGCUGUGGGAUGGGGAAUGAGGCUCACUUGGUAGAGAGCUUGCCUAAUAUGCAUAAUUGCCUCAUCACACAUCUGUAAUCCCAGUACUUGGGAGGUGAAGGGCAGAGAUUCAGAAAUUCAAGGUCAUUCUUGUUUACCUAGUGAGUUUCAGGUCAAUCUGGAAUGCCCGAGAUUCUGUCUCAAUAAACAGAGAUAGAUAGAUAGAUGGAUGGAUUAGAUAGAGACAGAUAGAUGAUAGCUAGUUAGUUAGAUGAUAGAUAGAUAAAUAAAUAGAUAGAAGAACAUUGAGCUUUUGACUAGGUUGAUACCAAAAGAAGAGGAGGUAGCUAAAGAUGAAUCUUCCUUCAAACAGGUCUGAGUCAGGAGUAGGUCACAGCUUUUGAUGAAGGAUAAGUUGCAGUUUUGUUCUCAGGGAAAUCCUUGUUUUGUUUUCUCCAGUGAAAAAGCCUUAGGAAGGUGUCUUCACUGGUCUUUAAAGGUGUCCAGAGCUAUCAUAACCUCUAUCUGAAAAGAUUUUGUACUUCUGUUCAUAGCCAAAUUGUAAAUCUUAUUCUUUUGUAGUAUUAAGAUAAAUCUAUUUAUAUUUAUUUAUAUCAGUGAACAUCUUGGUUUUAAAUGUAUAUCAAUAAGAUAUGUAAUAAAAAUAUUUCCUUUAAAUAGAAAUAAAUAAACGAUCCACA
Messenger RNA from Phodopus roborovskii (desert hamster), 2383 nucleotides. It is a transcript of the gene Cd55, whose product is annotated as CD55 molecule (Cromer blood group). The record is from RefSeq and is a predicted model, not a curated record. The transcript has 10 exons. Bases 42 to 1151 code for a protein of 369 amino acids. Lineage: Eukaryota; Metazoa; Chordata; Mammalia; Rodentia; Cricetidae.